CAGGGGCGGACUGACCAUUUGGAAACUCGGGCACUGCCUGAGGGCCCGGCGUCAGUAGGGGGCCCCAUGAGAUGCCCCUGGUACCUUUUUCAUAGGCUUUUUUGAGUUUGGGCAAGGACACAGGGGCCCCAUGAUCCCCUAUUGCCCGGGGGCCCCAUGAGUUGUCAGUCCGCCCCUGGUGUAUGCAGUUGCACCCAACAGUGCCAAUCAGUGCCCAUCAUUGCUGCAUAUCAGUGCAGCAGCAUCAGUGCCACCUCAUCA
This is a messenger RNA of Staurois parvus, 261 nucleotides long. The record is from the annotation of a GenBank genome assembly. Lineage: Eukaryota; Metazoa; Chordata; Amphibia; Anura; Ranidae.